Molecule: messenger RNA, 1098 nt
Organism: Aspergillus oryzae RIB40
Lineage: Eukaryota; Fungi; Ascomycota; Eurotiomycetes; Eurotiales; Aspergillaceae
Product: putative allergen Asp F4-like
Exons: 1
Coding region: 1-1098 (365 amino acids)
Cellular component (GO): extracellular region
Molecular function (GO): IgE binding
Source: RefSeq, a predicted model, not a curated record
AUGCAGUGGAAGUCAUUCCUUUUGUUCGUUGCCAUCGCCGACUUAGGCCUGGCUCGCCUCCAUGGCCACCAGCGUCGGCACAAGCAUAAUCCCGCUCAUCCGGAUCUGCAAGGCCCUGAGGCGGAUCUGAAAGCCAGAGAUUUGGAAGUUAAGACCGUCGUCGACCUGGAAGUCGUCACCGUCACUACGACUAUUACCGGCCAGCCCGUGGCCGAAGCCCCUGCUCCGUCCUCCAGCAGCAGCAGCAGCACCACCACCACCACCACCGUCGCGGCAGCACCAGCCGAAAUCACCCCCGCCGAGACCCACGAAGAUGUAAUUAGCAUUGAUCUCGGUGCCAGCAUUGGAGUCUCCGUCGCCGCACCUUCUCUUACCCCCAGUGCCGAGAGCACCGCACCAACCAGCACCCCAGCGGCUAGCACCACCGUCUCAGGAGGAUCCACCAGCUGGACAUCCACUCCCUCCAGUGGAGAGUUCUCCACUAGUGGAUUCGGAACGCGCACCAACUCCAGUGGCAGCGGUAUUGAAUACAGCGGUAACGUUGGUAGCCCCUGGGGAAGCAACAUCAUCGAAGUCAGCGCCAGUACCGCAUACCAAUACAGAUAUGUCGUCCAGUUUACCGGCAGCAACACCGAGGACUGGACCAUCGUUUUCUGGAACAAGAUCGGCCCCGAUGGCAAGAUGGACGGUUGGUACGGUCAUUCGGCUCUGAACUUGACCUUGGGCGCCGGCGAAACGAAGUAUGUCGCCUUCGAUGAAGACUCGCAGGGAGGUUGGGGUGCGGCGAAAGGGUCUUCUCUCCCUACGGAUGAUUACGGCGGAUACUCGUGCACCUGGGGAGAGUUCGACUUCGGAAGCACAAUCAACGAUGGUUGGUCCGGAUGGGAUGUCUCGGCUAUUCAGGCGCAGGCGGCUGGACAGACCGUUCAGGGCAUGAAGAUCUGUAACCACAACGGGGAGACCUGCUCAACGAUCACCUCUGGCGCGUCGACGGUGACCAACGCGUAUACCCAGUCGGAGGCCUCGGUGGACGGCAUUGGCGGUUCGCUCAACACGGAUUCGGUGCGCUUAGUAGCUAUUAUAGAUUAUAGCGAAUGA